Messenger RNA from Dunckerocampus dactyliophorus (ringed pipefish), 3397 nucleotides. Its product is annotated as zinc finger protein OZF-like. Gene Ontology annotation, biological process: regulation of immune system process; regulation of cytokine production; negative regulation of transcription by RNA polymerase II. The transcript is spliced from 2 exons. The coding region runs from base 232 to 1704 and encodes 490 amino acids. NCBI's taxonomy places the organism in Eukaryota, Metazoa, Chordata, Actinopteri, Syngnathiformes, Syngnathidae. The record is from RefSeq and is a predicted model, not a curated record.
GGUAGUCGGCAGUGCCGUCUUUAAGUUCGCCUCAAUUCCCUUCAUUUCUACGUUUGUACUUUAGUCUGUCGAAUGGUCAACUACGCAUUAUUAAUUCUUCAUGUCAGGUAAACUUAUCUCAGUGAACUUUGAAGCUUCUACGACUAGCUUAGCUUGUUAGCUGCUGACGAAGAGACGCGGAAGUAAAUACAUUGCUAAGCGGAGAGUGUAUAGUGUUGUGAUUGUGUGAACAUGUGUAAAGCACAAAUGCUGAGAGCGUUGGUGAAUCAGCGACUAACUGCGGCUGUGGAAGAAAUAUUUGUACUGUUGGAAAGAACGAUAGCAGAGUACGAGGAGGAACUUUCUCGAACAAAAGAGGAGAACGAGCGACAACGUCAAUUACUGGAAGCUGUUUUCAUGAAGCAUCAAGAUGAACUACACGGAGCAGACGCCAGUGAAGAAAAUCUUCCCUCUGAGCAGCAGGAGUGGAGCUCCAAGAUGGAGCAGGAGGAACCACAGCCCCCUUGUAAUAACGAGAAAGAGCCACAGGCCUCCCACAUCAAAGAAGAAGAGGAGGAGCACAUCGUCAGUCAGGAGGAGCUGGACUUCCCUGUGAUUUGUGUCUCUGUGAAGAGUGAAGAUGAUGAAGACAAAGCUGGAAGUGAGGAGAGGAGAGAGGUGGAGCCUCCAAGAAGCAGCUCACCUCAACACAUGACAACAGAAGCUGAUGGAGACCACUGUGGAGGAUCACAAGCAGACAACCUCUUAGCUCCACUAUCAGAUAGUGACGACACAACGUCACACUCUCCUGACACUGAUGAUGAAGACUCUAAAGCUGAUAUGACAUGUCACACUGACAACAUUCACAAAUGCUCCCAGUGUGACAAAACAUUUGUUACCAAAGGAAAUCUGACAAGACACAUGAGAAAUCACACAGGAGAGAAACCAUUCACGUGCACAGUUUGUCGUAAAAGAUUCUCUCAGAAGGUACAUUUGAUAGCACACACACGAACACACACUGGAGAGAAACACAAUUUCUGUUCAAUAUGUAAUACACAUUUGUGUGAUAGUUCAGCAUUGGAUCAGCACAUGACAAAACUCCAUGGGGAAAAGCUUUUAAUCUGUUCCAUCUGUGGUAUAAGUUUUACACGAAAUUCAGAUUUGAAAAGACACAUGAGAACGCACACCGGGGAGAAACCUUUUACCUGCUCAGUUUGUGGCAUAGGAUUGACUCAGAAGUCACAUUUGACAGCACACAUGAGAAGACAUACUGGAGAGAAACCUUUCACAUGCUCAUUCUGUGGUGUGGGAUUCGCUCAAAAGUCGUGUUUGACAAAACAUACAAGAAUACACACUGGAGAAAAACCGUAUUCCUGUUCAGUCUGCAACAAAAGCUUUAAUGAGAGUUCAGGGUUGGACCAACACAUGAGAAGACACACUGGAGAGAAACCUUUUACCUGUUCACUCUGUGGUUUAGGUUUUGUACGAAAUCCAGAUUUGAAAAUACACAUGAGAAGACACACUGGUGAAAAACCAUAUUCCUGUUCAAGCUGCAACAAAAGCUUUUGUGACCGAACAACACUUGUAACACACAUGAGAACACACACUGGAGAGAAAGUGUUUAGUUGCAGUGUGUGUGGUGAAAGAUUCUCUUAUAAGUACCAGCUUGACAAUCACAAGUGUGCUGGUGAGAACAGUAGCAGUAAAUUAAGCUGCACGACUUGAAAUAAACUAUCAAGACAAUAAUUUUCUAACAGCAUCACCACAUAUAACUUGUGUGAUGUUGUCCUGUGUGUAACACAACCUUGUUAAUGUGCUUCUACCAUUUACAUGUAAUACAAAUACAAAAAACAGCUGUGACACAGUGUCAGUCAGUUUUAUUUUAUUAAAUUGCAAACUUCGGCCAUCUGUUGUUAGCCUGCUGUUAGCAUUUAGAAUCUUAUCAUAGUUCAUCAUUUCAUGACUACUAUUAUGUGUGACUGUUUCAAUGCAGUAUUGUCAUUGUGAUCACUAUCAUAGUUCAUCAUUUCAUGACUACUAUUAUGUGUGACUGUUUCAUUGCAGCAUUGUCAUUGUGGUUGUUGAUAUUAUUUUGUCCUUUCCGUCAGUGUUUUCAUAGUUGUCGCAGACAUUUAUUUGCUGAUGUAGUUCUGUAUGUUUCUGUUGUUCUGUUCUUGUUGUCACAAUUGUGGUUGCUGCUGUUGUCCUUGUCUCUAUCUUUUUUUUGUCCCCCUCUUGUUCCCCCCCCCCCCCCCCUUUCUUUUCUCUUCUUCUCUGUCUGCUCCGGUCCAAUCGCUCCAAAUUUGCUUAAUAACAAGCAUCUAAGUAAAAUAAAUUCUGUAUAACAGGGGAAGUGUAUAUCACACUUCUCCCUGGCAGAGUAAAUCUGUUGAGCACUUGAGGGCAUUUAGAUCUACAAUUCUAUCUGCCUUAAAGGCUGGACAGGACAGGGGUAAAAAAAAAAAAGCAUUUAGAAUCUUUUUUUUCUCAGCUGGGGUGUUUUCCUGCUAUUUUCUGCUUUCCUCGAUCUGUCUACCACUGUUUUUAGUUUACACUGAGUGGAUAUUGUCAUUUGUGCUGAUCAACUAUUUCGCCACACACUUUAUAGGUCAAGGGUGUAAUGACAUCUCCACAUCUGAGGGAGGCAGUAAUGCAUUAGAAUGUACUAGCUGUGUUACCGGAUGGUGACGGCGGUACUGCACACUCCCCGGGCUUGUGGAGGUGCCCUGCACAUCUGGAACUCCACGCAUGAAUACCUCCGCCUUCCACCACUGCUUGUAUUUGAUUACCGAGUAAAUGCGUGAUGCUCGAAGCACUUCUUGCUACAUCUUCUUAUUCUGUGGAAGACCAGUGCGAAUGGUGAUGUGAUUGGCACUGGCUACAAAUGAAAGGUUCUGGUCCAAUAUGAGACCAAGUGCCGAUAUUGUCCAACUCUCAACUUUUGAUUCCGAUAUCCGCUGAAAUGUGUAACAUCGCAUAUCUCCUGUCGGAGAUUGAAUUAGCACAUUGUAGUGACCCGCAGACAUUCACCAAGUGUAUUUCCAUUUCCGGGUUAUGAGGAUGUUUUAGCCACUUAGCUGUUGCUAAAGACUUGUUGCUUGUUGUUGAGUUGAGUGGAGAGUUACCUGAUUGGAGCCACCUACCUCGACUCCUGUCUCAUUGUGCAUCUCCACAUUUGGUGACCCUUGACGUGAGUAAAAAUGCCAACUGACAACAGUGACAACAAGGAGGCUGUACCGUCGCCACUACAUGGUAACGAGUGGGCUAAAAACACAGGCAACAUAUUCCACGCCCGUGGUUUCAACACAUCGAAGCCAAGUUACGACUCCGAGGAAUCACACAGGACGUGACAAAGUAUUUCCACGUUGUGGUCACACUGGAUACAUCGACGACCGCCAGUACAGGAGCCUCGUACCUA